UUUACAACAAAUGUGUUUUAAGUUUUUUUUCUUUUUAUCUAAUAAAUUAUAAAUUGAAAGAUCUAAAAAUAAAAAAACACAAAUAAAUUAAAAUAAAAGUUUUCCUUGAACGCAUGUUGCGCAUGCGUGUGUUGUGUAGAAGAAAACCAAACUGUUGCGUGAAACCCGCGAAAUCUUUUAGAAACAUUUACGAUGUCUGAUAAAGAAGAUGCGCCCGUUGAAACUUGCGACGAUCCCAAUCAAAUAAAAUCAUUACUGACACUCCAAACAUUCCUCUCAGAACGAAAUACGUCUGAAAAUGCCGUAUAUAUUACGAAAGUGCCGAAAGUCUGCCGAGAAUUUCCAUGUAUCCUAGGCAUUGAUGAAGCUGGCCGCGGGCCGGUUUUAGGUCCAAUGGUAUAUGGAAUAGCAUUCUGUCCAAUAAAUCGUGCUGAUCUCUUGGUGCAACUGGAAUGUGAUGAUUCCAAGGCUUUAACUGAAGAAAAACGUGAAGAAAUCUUUGUGAAAAUGUGUGAAAAUCACAAAGCUAUGGGCUGGGCAGUGGAUGUAAUUUCACCAAACUUUAUUUGUAACAGUAUGCUGGGCAGAAGCAAAACAUCAUUGAAUCAAGUCUCAAUGGACUCAGCAAUUGCUUUAGUAAGGAAAGCAAUUGCUGAUGGUGUAAAGAUUGAACAUGUUUUUGUUGAUACUGUUGGACCACCAGAAAAAUAUCAGGAUUAUCUGAAGACACUUUUUCCACAGUUUAAAAUUACUGUGGCCAAAAAGGCUGAUUCUAAAUAUCCCAUCGUCUCAGCUGCUAGUAUUGCUGCAAAAGUUACUAGGGAUCAUGCUCUCAAAGUGUGGCAAUUUAAAGAAGGCAUUGAAUUAGCUGAGGAAGGAUUUGGCAGUGGAUAUCCUGGUGAUCCAGUAACCAAACGAUUUUUGAAAGAAAAUUGUGAUCCGGUGUUUGGUUUUCCGCAAUUGGUGCGUUUCAGUUGGUCAACAUCAUCGAAUCUACUAGAAAACGACGCGUAUCAUGUGGAAUUCGAUGAGGAAGAAGAAGAACCGCCAGCGAAUAACACAUCAAUCACAAAUUUCUUUAAAGCGGUACCAAAGGGUAAACGGACGCGGGAACAACACGAAUUUUUCAAACUACGCGCGCUUAAAUCAACCAAUUCGCUUUCAUAAUAUUAAAACGUGUUUUAUUAAUUAUUUAUCAUAGUAUCAACGCUAAACAUCCAAAAGAUUCGUCUUGGGCAUCAUAAUUAGACGUUAGGCAACCAGAAUUGUCUCAAUAUUUUUGCGUAUUUUGAUAUGUCGAAACAUAACCAAUAAAUUUUAAAAUAUUUAACAAA
This is a messenger RNA of Dalotia coriaria, 1334 nucleotides long. Its product is annotated as ribonuclease H2 subunit A. The coding region runs from base 193 to 1167 and encodes 324 amino acids. Gene Ontology annotation, biological process: mismatch repair; DNA replication, removal of RNA primer. Gene Ontology annotation, cellular component: ribonuclease H2 complex. The transcript has 3 exons. Lineage: Eukaryota; Metazoa; Arthropoda; Insecta; Coleoptera; Staphylinidae. The record is from RefSeq and is a predicted model, not a curated record. Gene Ontology annotation, molecular function: RNA-DNA hybrid ribonuclease activity; RNA binding.